ACUGAAACUGGAUCCAGCCCAGGUCUGCGAGUAAACACUUCAGAGGGUGUUGUACUUUUGAGUUACUCAGGACAGAAAACAGAGGGCCCUCAACGAAUCAGUGCAAAGAUCAGUCAGAUUCCCCCAGCAAGUGCUGUUGAUAUAGAGUUUCAGCAGUCUGUGUCCAAGUCACAAAUUAAACAAGAACCUAUUACUCCAUCGCAGCCAGCACCGAAAGGCUCUCAAACUCCCACAGGAUAUGGGAAUGUGUCCACCCAUUCUUUGGUACUAGGAACCCAACCUUACAAUACAUCACCUGUGAUCUCCUCCGUUAAACAAGAACGCACUACCUUGGAGAAAUCUGAAUCAGGCCACCUUUCUGUCCAGACUCCUGCUUCUCAGUCAGGGCCUGUUAAAGUCCUCUCCCAGACUGUAAACACUCCACCUGUACUAGUUCACAACCAGAUGGUACUCUCUCAAAGUGUAGCUUCCGCCAACAAAAAACUUCCGGAUCUGACUGCUCUGAAAGUGGAGACUAAGGCUCUUCAGCCAUCAAACUUGAGCCCUGGGGUCAGUCCUCAUCACCCUUCCCUGUCUGGUAAAAUGCAUGCAGAAGCAAACCAUGUCAGCUCAGGACCCAACACCCCAACAGAUCGGGCUAUUUCUCAUUUGGGGGUUACAAAACAGGAGCCGCAUUCCCCACGUACAAGUGGGCAUUCUCCCUCUCCGUUUCCAAGGGCUUGUCAUCCUGGCAGUACCUCCUCUCCAGCUUUAUCUAGUAACACCUCUGUCAUGCUGGCGCCAGGAAUUCCUGUGCCUCAAUACAUAUCCAGUAUGCACCCUGAGCAAUCUGUUAUAAUGCCCCCUCAUAGUGUCACACAGACUGUAUCCCUGGGCCAUCUGUCACAAGGUGAAGUGAGAAUGAACACCCCUCCUUUGCCUGGUAUUCCCUAUGGCAUCCGCCCAGAAGCGCUCCACUCUCCCAGAGCAGCUCUACAAUCCCAGAUCGAAAUUAGACCGCAGAGAUCCAGCACACCUCAGCCAGCUCCAAUAAGAGACAUAGUCAUGCCUCCGUUAUCCUCUCAGCAUCCCCCAGAAGAUGAGAUGCAUUACCAUCAUACUGUGUGUAGAGGGUCAGCCCCUGUACAGUCCGACGUGUUAGUAAUGCAGACAGAUUAUCGCAUGCAUGCUACGGGUAUAAGACUCGACCAGUACAAUGUGCCUCGAGAUGUGAGGAUGAUGAUGCACCCACACUUGGCAGCAGUCGGCGACCACUACCCCGAAACGAGACAAUCCAGAACACCAGAAGGGUCUGUGAAAACUCCCCCAGUCAGCAAGACUCCACAACCUGGAAAAGAGGCGUCCAAGUCUUCUGAAGUCAAAAUGGCGCACUCUCCCCACAGUGAGCCCCGGCUCCUCAGCGUCCCUCCCAGCAGCCAGCUUCCUGGACUGCCUUUGACACAACCUGUGGUUGUACCUCAUGGAGUACAGAUCAUGCAUCCUGCAGGGAGUUCCUUUCAUGAUUAUAGAUCUGUGUAUGGCGACAUGAGAAAUUACCAUACAGCAGCCCAGCUUGGUCAUCCUCAGUUCCCUGGAGCAUCGCCAAUUGGUCUGCCUUCCCGGAGUAUGACCCCAUCUCAGGGUCUGCCAGAAGGUGAACACUCACAUCCCAGUCAGCCGGUGCGCAGCAAAACUCCUCAGAUUUCCCAGGACUCCAAGGGGUCACAGGCAGCAGGACCUGAACAAACCCACCACACCACUGUAAAUAGGCAUGCAGCACAGAUAGACCCUCAUGUACAUCUUCAGAGGGCACAGGCAGAUACGGGCCAGACUUCCUAUCCUUCCCCUGUUGCCAUUUCAAUGAAACAGGAGCUUCCAUCACCACACCAGCCUCAGACAGUUCAGAAGCAAUCUUUGUUUAUCCCUACAACUUCAGGCCCUGGGGCCCCACCGGGGCUGUCGUUGUCCCGCUCCGAACCUCAGUCUGCUCUCAUACAAGAUCCAUCUCCUCACUCUGUUUCUCAGAGACCUGUGGAUAUGGUUCAGCUCCUAACAAAAUACCCAAUCGUGUGGCAGGGCCUUUUGGCUCUAAAGAAUGACACAGCUGCAGUUCAGCUCCACUUUGUCUCUGGUAACAACGUCCUGGCGCACCGGUCCCUGCCAGCACCUGAAGGAGGACCUCCACUACGAAUUGCUCAGCGCAUGCGGCUGGAGGCUUCGCAGUUGGAGGGUGUGGCACGCAGAAUGAUGGUGGAGAGUGAUUACUGCCUAUUACUGGCCUUGCCUUGUGGACGAGACCAGGAAGAUGUAGUGAAUCAGACUGAGUCACUUAAGGCUGCAUUCAUCAGCUACCUGCAGGCUAAACAAGCUGCAGGAAUCAUCAAUGUUCCCAACCCCGGCUCUAAUCAGCCUGCCUAUGUUCUGCAGAUAUUUCCACCCUGUGAAUUCUCUGAAAGCCACCUGUCCCGUCUAGCUCCAGACCUCCUAGCCAGCAUCUCCAACAUCUCUCCUCACCUUAUGAUUGUCAUCGCAUCGGUAUGAGCUGUUUAUUGGUUACUGACUUUUCCAAGGCCCUGCAGCAAAAAAGAGAGAGAAAAAUUAAUGACAUAAGAAAAUGCUGCCAGACUACCAGCCUCCUGCCCUAACCGGCCUCGAUCAAACUGUUGCUGGGUAGUGGUUCUGCUACCUUGUAUGUUUACAUAUUGCUUUAGGUUAUGGACAACUGAUGCAUUCAACAGGCGGACUGGUAUUGGGUUUCUGUGCCUCCU
This is a messenger RNA of Malaclemys terrapin pileata, 2747 nucleotides long. RefSeq names its product msx2-interacting protein-like. Gene Ontology annotation, cellular component: nucleus. NCBI's taxonomy places the organism in Eukaryota, Metazoa, Chordata, Testudines, Emydidae. The record is from RefSeq and is a predicted model, not a curated record. The annotation marks the transcript as partial. Gene Ontology annotation, molecular function: mRNA binding. Gene Ontology annotation, biological process: regulation of transcription by RNA polymerase II. The transcript has a single exon.